CGGAAGCGGCGUGUGGGCCGGCCGGGCAGCGCUCCCGCUCCGCCUGCCCGUCCUGCCGGCCCGGCGCGCCGCGGCCCCGCCGCCGGAAAGAUGCUGCCCCUCUCCAUCAAAGACGAUGAGUACAAGCCGCCCAGGCUCAACCUGCUCAGGAAGGUGUCGGGCUGGUUCAGGUCUAUCCUGGCCGACAAGACUUCCCGCAACCUCUUCUCCUUCCUUUGCCUCAACCUCUCCUUCGCCUUCGUGGAGCUGCUCUACGGCAUCUGGAGUAACAGUUUAGGUCUGAUAUCAGAUUCUUUUCAUAUGUUUUUUGACUGUACUGCUCUAUUGGCUGGAUUAGCAGCUUCAGUUAUUUCAAAAUGGAGGUCAAAUGAUGCUUUCUCAUAUGGUUAUGUUCGAGCAGAAGUACUUGCUGGUUUUGUAAAUGGCUUAUUCCUCAUCUUUACAGCAUUCUUCAUUUUCUCUGAAGGUGUUGAGAGAGCCCUUGAGCCUCCUGAUGUGCAUCAUGAGAGACUUCUUCCUGUUUCUAUACUAGGAUUCAUUGUAAAUCUGAUAGGAAUAUUUGUUUUUCAGCAUGGAGGUCACGGGCAUUCACACAGCUCUGGGCAUGAGCACAGCCAUUCUCUGUUUAACGGUGGUCUCAGCCAUGGGCACAGUCACAGAGAUCAUGGACACAGCCAUGAACAUAAACAUUCCCAUGGACACAGUCAUGGUCAUGGCCAUGGCCACUCUCAUGGUCAGGAAUAUUGUCAUGAUGACCAUUCCCUUGAAGUAAUGGCUGGAUCCAGCAAACAGAUUUUACAAGGUGUAUUUCUGCACAUUGUGGCAGACACGCUGGGAAGUAUUGGUGUAAUCAUAUCUGCUAUACUGAUGCAGAACUAUGGGCUAAUGAUAGCAGAUCCUAUUUGUUCAAUGCUGAUAGCACUACUUAUAGGUGUAAGUAUUGUUCCACUUUUAAAAGAGUCCAUUGGGAUUUUGAUGCAGCGAACUCCUCCUUCCCUGGAAAAUGCCCUGCCUCAGUGCUACCAGAGGGUGCAGCAGUUGCAAGGAGUCUACAGUUUACAUGAUCCACAUUUCUGGACCCUCUGUACUGAUGUUUACAUAGGGACUUUGAAGUUACUAGUAGCUCCUGAUGCUGAUGGGAGGUGGAUUCUUAGCCAGACUCACAAUAUUUUUACUCAGGCAGGAGUAAGGCAGCUUUACAUACAGAUUGAUGUUGCAGCCAUGUAGUCAGUUUCUGGAAUGGUGCUGUUGGACCAAAGUUUUCAGUACUGUACUGGUGUAGCAACACUUCUUGAGACAGAGCCUGCCUCCAUCACGUCUGCAAUUGACUGAAUAGAUUUCUGCCCUUGGGCUACGGAGGAAGUUCAACUUCUAAGGAGUAAAUAUUGAAUGAAUGUUAUGGACUUUGGGUCUUGUUUUUUUUGGGGCCCCUAAACUCAUAAGUUUUUGAGGGUUUUUUUACUUAAUAAGAUUGUGGUACUGGAAACCCUGUCAUGUCUUCAGUAAAGCUGCUGAAACCACUGCUCAUUCCCAUAAAACCAGUGUUAUCGGCAAUUGGAAACUUGUUUUGUAGACAAUGUCACAAUGGCUGACAUGCUUCAGUAUAAUUGUAUGUUUGUACAAUUGUUUGUACUUUGCAAACUUAAUGAACCAAACCAUAUUGGGUUUUCAAAGUGCCUUUUAUAUCAGGAGAGCUACUUGCCAGCAUAAAUAUGGAGCAUCAAAGGGUUUUACUACUUUUACAAAUAAUCUUGUAUGCAGUCUGAUUAUUUACUAGUGAUGUAUGCGGGGGGGGUUGUGUACUUACCUAACUGUAGAUGUUAGACUUCCAUUAUAUUUGCAUCUUACCAGACAGAAAAAUUCUAAGUGUAAAAGACAAAGCUGUUGUGAAGAGACUUGCUUCUGAGACAAGCUGGGUAUUUUGUUGCACGUCUUGUGAAAAUUAUUUUAGGCCAAAUGUUAGAUUUAACUCCAAUUCUUAGUCUCUUCAUGCUGUUGAGAGUAAUGAGACAUUAUAUGAUGUUGCUCAUGUUCAGUCACUUAAACAAUGGGCAGUUGAAGGAAGAUGCUGGUGAUGGAAGCAAUGCUUGAAGUUUUUUAUUUUCCAAAUCAUGUGAUGGAAAAAAACUAAAUCCUGAAAUUGUGGGAGCUUAAGUCUCCUUGAUUUUAAUAGGUUGUUAUAAUUAAAGUGAUGAAGUUCAAAUUUUGCCUUUCCAAAUAUUGAAAAUAGUUGUUUCUGGCAGUUAUACCCAAAAUGGAAAUAAGGACCACUUUUCAUGCUGUUUUAGCUUAUGCUUUUCCCAGGCUGACAAAUCUUACAUCUUCAGCUAUUUUACUGCAGCCUUGUGUGUUUUCAUAGGGAAGAAAAUUCUCAGUGCAGUAAGGGUUGUUAGAUUGGGUUUUUCUUUCCAAAAAACAUUCUUCCAUCAUAUAUUUUCUCAUUUUCUACUCAGAUAUCUGAGUGUCACUUUCAAAAGCCAUCUGCUAUGUUUGGUAUUACAGAUGAUAGUUCCACUGUGCUGUAGUAGUUCACUUAAUAAUCGAAGACUUUUUAAGAGGACAUUUUACAAACAGAACAUGGUGAAGUAAAAAGCAAUACAGGCAUUUUUCUGAGAAAUCAUAGCUGCCACUGAUUGGUAUGCAUUUUAUUGUGGUACCUGUCAGAGGUAAUACUAAAAUCAAGGCCCUGAGAAGCUUACAAUGUCUGUGUAGUAAGUGAUAGGUACUAUGAAAUUACUGAAGAUUGACUUGCAGAAAUGGUUUGUUUGCCACUGAUACUGUUGAAUCCAUUACAGAUAUGAAGAGUUUCUUGCAUUCAUUCUGUUGCUUCUAUAUACCACCUGAUUUCUUUUUACGUGAAAACACAACACUUGCCAAAUUUGAUGGUGGUUCCUGAAUUUUCCAGUUGAGAUAUUGAAACAUGAAUGUUGACUUUGCCCAGAUCUUGGGGGUGUACUCUUGUGCCUAGAACUGGGAACUGGGUGUUGGCAGUACAAAAAAAAAAUGGCAGUACAAAGCCACCCAUUAUAUUGGUUUUAAUCUUUGCUGUCUCUUCCAGUCUUCAGAUCCUUCCACUGCCAUUUGCAAUGCUGUUUGCUCUCCCUGGGCACGCAGGCGCAGAGUGCCCUCCCGGCAGGCUGCAUGUUCCACAUCUCUUUCCUGGCCUCCACCUGGCACUGUCAGGCUCUCUCCCUAUCCCACCUGGCAGAUGCUGUGCCUGGCCCAGAGUUCCUGACUGGAAGGUGGAAGUUACACAGCACAGGGUAGGGUGCAGGAAUCUGUUGAGCAGGUUGGAGUGCUGCAGUUUAAGAUCCUCUGUGCAUGUAUGUUCACAGACAAGGUGGUGAAAAUCCAGUUGUGAUUAUAGGGUGGAGGUACUGUUUUGUAGUGUGGUGCAUAUAGGCUGCUGCUUGCUGGCUGCCUGCAGGACUUCCUCAUUUUUUAAGAGUUACUAUUACUGCUAUUUGAGGCUAGAGAAGACCAACUGCUAUCACUUUAAAUGCAAGCACCAGACAGGUUCAUUGCAACUGUGUCAUGACCCAAGAACAGGCUUUGGUUUAAGUCGUCUUUACACCAGCAUGUUUCAGGACUGAGUGUUCCUGGACUUGUUGAAAUGCUGUAGUGCUGCCCAAGUUGCUGAGCUUGGCCUCUAUUUUAGCUUCUUAAUGAAAAGACAACUAUUUGUUUCCAAGUGAGAACCUGGCAGAGUGGCUGUUUGUUUGAUAGUGGUGAUGGUGUUCUCUUAAAUGUACAGCUACCAAAUUUCUAAUGUGGGAAAUGGAGGAAAAAGCCUAUAAGCCUGUUACAAUUACUCAACAAUUUUAAUAACUUUUAAGAAUUGUUUAUGCUUGUUAUGAUUUAGCUGAUUGUUGGAAGCAUAUGUUCAAACCUGAAUUUUCUAGCCAAGCAAGAUAGUACUUCAUUAUGUUUAAGCAUUUAUAGUAAGAAAUAUAUCAUUUGUUUGUCAAAUGUAAUUGGGGAUAGCCUAGGGAAGUCAGAUUCAAAACAGAUUUUAGCCUUUUUAGGCUUUCUGAAAAAGGAUAAGCAUCACAAAAUUCUACACACACAGUGUAUGACAUGUUCAGUCAGUAACUGCAGUCAUAUUUAGUAUGUCAGUAAACAAGGGACAUCUGAUAUUUUUUUCACCUAAGGGGAUACUUGCUCAGGUUUUAGAGGAGUACAAACCAUGCAGUUGAAAGCAAAAGCGAAGCUUUCUUUACCCUGAGAGCCAAAGCACCAUUAUUUGUGUUUUGCUAAUUACUUAACACUGGUUGCUUAUGUAGCACUUUGCUAUUGACACUUUACUGGAGGGUACAAGGUGGGAUUUAAACAAAGUCUUGUGUGACUGACAUCCAGAGAUGGGUGAAUGGCUGCAGAUAAUGUGCUAAAACUCAGCCUCCUGGUAUCCACUUCUGAAUUUUGAAUCAAGUUUUCAAAGUGUGGUUUUCUCACGUUUUCAUGUAGCUGAUAUUUACUACGGGGUUACUGGUCUGUCUUCGUGGGUUAUUUUUUUCUGCGACUGAAACCAGCAACUUAAAACCCUAUUGUUCCAAAGACCAAGCCUGCAAACUGCAUGAUUUUUACCACACCUACAGCAAAAUAAGAAGAUAAAACAAAUAUUAGUGUCUGUAUUAAAAUGCCUCACUGUUUUUUGGGCCAAAUAACAGUGGAAGAAAACUUCUCCUAUGAAUAUGCACAGUAAGGACUGGUCCUUUAUAGGCUAAUCUGGUAAGUACACAGCUCUGGAUAGACUGGCUGCUUUCAUCAGGAGGGCCCCUACAGAGAGCUGAGUUACUCGUGUGAUUUGCCAAGCUAGGAUGGAAAGUAAAUAAAUGACUUUGCUUUUUAUGUAAUAAUUCCUACUAAAGCAAAAAUUUCAGUUGCAUCAUUAGUAAAAACUGUUGACACUAUUUUUACACCAUUCAUAAUUUACUUUUUUUUAAGAUGUAAAACUGGUUUUAAAGGUGAAGGAUAAUUAAUGGUUUCUCUUUUUAACUGAUGUAAGUGAACCUGUUCUGGGAAUGUAAACAAGAUACGAGAGGAGAGAAUCUGCUGGUGAACUGCAAUUUUCCAUCUUCUGCACAUAGUGUGCAAACAAAUUGUAAAGUCCAUGGCUUUUCUUUCACAGUGCAGAUUGCAGCUGCACAGUGCAGAUUUUCAGUUGCAUACUUUUAUAAAAUGCAAACUCUUAUGGGACUGUUUCUUCAUGACACAAAGUCUUAAAUACCAGUUCAGAGCAACAAUUUUAGUUAAUAAUUAAACCCUGUCCUGUUUUCUCCAGCAGCCAUUAGAUUGCUAUGAUUCUUGAUUAUCCCACUCCUUUAAGCAGGAUUGGAUUUUUGGGUUUUUUUUAAACAAUUUCUCUGAUCCUCAAUACUGACUCUGUAGUUAAAUCCUCCUUUACACUUCUGUGAAAAUCCUUACCUGCAGGUUGCUGGGGCUCCCUUUUGGAUUUGUCCCCUGUUAGGCUUUGUUGCAAAGCCUAUCCCUGUGGGCACUUCCUUGGCCAGACACUGCUAUAAUGUGAAGAGAUGCCAGCCAUGCUGGGCCUGGCACGCGAAGACUGAGUCUUGCUGUGUGCAAAUACUGCUCAACCUACUUGUCUGUUUCAGUGAGCCACAAAAGGUUCCUGCCUAUGUGGUAAUUUGGCUGAAAUGAUGUGUAAAAAGAGCUGGGUAUUUUACUUCCCAUGUGCAUUGGAGCCUCUCACAUGUAUGCUGGGAUCUUGUACAAGAGUUAAAUGAAUCACUACACUAUCUUGGCUGAAGUGUGAAAUAAUGUGAAUGAAGCAAUUGCCAAAAUCAUUCCUGGUAGCAUACAACAUAUUGCUUGCCUUUACCUUUAAAUUACAGGAAUUACUCUUAGCAGUGAGCUUCAGUUCAAUAGCAAACUGUGUCGAAUUACCUGUGAAGAAAUCUGGCAGGUAACACAAGGCAGCUCACUAAAAUUCUGAAGACUAUGUAUGAUUUUGUUCUGGAAUGCUAAUGCUAGUAGCUUAGCCACGGCUUGUCCCAAGUGCAAUAUAAAGAAAUUUUUAAUGUAAUCUUUUCUACUUGAAUACAGUCUAUAUAAAAUGUUAAAUAUCCUAUAUUGCUGAAAAGAUAUGGGAUCAAAUUUCUUUCCAAUAAAUCUUCAGUUUAAAAAAAAAUA
Messenger RNA from Serinus canaria (Common canary), 6150 nucleotides. RefSeq names its product solute carrier family 30 member 7 (gene SLC30A7). The transcript is spliced from 11 exons. Gene Ontology annotation, molecular function: zinc ion transmembrane transporter activity. Gene Ontology annotation, biological process: transmembrane transport; zinc ion transport; intracellular zinc ion homeostasis. Bases 91 to 1227 code for a protein of 378 amino acids. Lineage: Eukaryota; Metazoa; Chordata; Aves; Passeriformes; Fringillidae. Gene Ontology annotation, cellular component: Golgi apparatus; membrane. The record is from RefSeq and is a predicted model, not a curated record.